GAGGAUUAUAAAACUCAGGGUCAAAAAAUAGGUCAAAUGCUUCGAUCGAUUUCUCUAUAUCAAACUGUUGUGCCAACUGCUGAAGAAAAUGAAAUACCUAAAAAGCCAAUCAAAAAAGCACAAAUGGGUACAAUAAUGGGUGUUUAUUUGCCUUGUAUGCAAAAUAUUUUCGGUGUUUUAUUUUUUAUUCGUUUAACUUGGAUCGUUGGUACUGCCGGAAUUGUACAAGCCUUUUUUGUUGUUUUUUUAUGUUGUUCAGUUACAUUCUUAACUUCAAUAUCAUUGUCUGCAAUCGCAACAAAUGGUGUGGUGCCGGGCGGUGGACCUUAUUACAUGAUAUCUCGUAAUUUAGGUCCAGAGCUUGGUGGUGCUGUCGGCAUACUUUUUUAUCUUGGUACGACAAUAGCCGCUUCAAUGUAUAUCACUGGUGCUAUUGAAAUACUUAUUCUUUAUCUUCUUCCUCAAGCGAAAAUGUUUGAAAAUAUUUAUCAUUGCUUUCGAGUGUUGGGCAGUGCUCUUUUGGUUAUUCUUGGAAUAAUUGUACUUGCUGGUGUUAAGGUUGUAAAUAAAUUUGCGCUACCAGCAGUUUUUGUUGUGCUCACAUGCAUUUUAUGUACAUUUAUUGGUGCAUUUAUCAAAUUUAAUGGAUCUGAUUCGCUGAAGUUUUGCAUGGUUGGAGAUCGACCAGUUGAUCUUGUUUCAUUUCAUCAAAAAUACCAUUAUGUGCCAAAUUGUACAGAACAAGGCCUGCAACCGUUGUUUUGCACGUCUUCUAAUGCUACACUUAUUUGCGAUGAAUAUUUUAUGAGAAUGAGCAAGAUAAUAAGUUGGAAGCGCAAAGAUGCUAUACGUGAAGAAAUUGCCAUCCCGGGUGUUGCGAGUGGUGUAUUCUUCGAGAAUCUGUGGAGCAAAUAUCUUGCCUCUGGCGAUAUUCUUACGAAGUCGAAACGAAGGGUUGCUGUAUUAUCAACUUCUGGUUAUUAUAUAUUUGCCGAUCAAGCAACUUCAUUCAUGAUUUUGAUUGGAGUUUUCUUCCCAUCGGCAACAGGGAUAAUGGCUGGAUCGAAUCGAUCGGGAAAUUUAAAGGAUGCUUCACGAUCUAUACCUCUAGGAACGCUUGGCUUCAUUUUUCUUCCUCCUAACAAGAUGUUCAUUCGCGAUAAAUUUGGGCAAUCAGCAAUGAGUAAACUUGUUAUCGCUGAACUUGCUGUUCCUCAUCCAACUAUUAUACUCAUUGGUUGUUUCCUUUCAACAGUUGGUGCGGGCAUGCAGUCUUUAACAGGCGCUCCUCGUUUACUUCAGGCUAUAGCCAGUGAUGAUGUUAUACCAUUUUUGUCAAUUUUUCAACAAAUGGACUCUCGUGGUGAACCAAUCUUGGCUAUUUUAUUAACACUUUUUAUUUGUGAAUGUGGAAUAUUAAUUGCAGUUAUUGAAAAUAUUACUGCACUUAUCACUCAAUUCUUCUUAAUGUGUUACUUAGGAGUAAAUACGGCUUGCGCUCUGCAGAGCAUACUGAAAGCACCUGGUUGGAGACCGUCAUUUCGAUAUUUUCAUUGGUCGUUGUCUCUUAUUGGAUCAUUCUUGUGUGUUGCUGUUAUGUUUAUUUCUGCUUGGCAUUUUGCUCUUCUUGCUAUCUUUAUUGGUGCUACUGUUUUCAAAUAUAUUGAAUAUGCUGGCGCAAAAAAAGAGUGGGGCGAUGGUUUACGAGGCCUUGCUUUAUCAGCUGCCCGUUAUGCGCUUUUAAAUAUUGAUACUAAACCGCAACAUACAAAAAAUUGGCGACCACAGUUGUUAGUUAUUGAUCCUGAUAAUAGAGAAGAUGAGGAUGCAAUGUUAUCAUUUAUUUCACAGCUGAAAGCCGGAAAAGGACUUACAUUGGUUGCAAAAUGUAUUCAGGGUGAUUUUAUCGAAAAAGCAAGUUUGGUUGAGGAGGAUAAAAAUAAAUUGAUUCAUCUGAUUAAAAAGCACAAGAUCAAAGGCUUUUGUGAUGUUCUUGUUACAGCCAAUACUAUCGAAGGUAUAUCAUGCCUCGUUCAAACUUCCGGUUUAGGUGGACUUCGGCAUAACACUGUGGUUAUUGCAUGGCCUGAUGCUUGGAGAUCGCUUAAUGAUACAGGCGCCUGUAAAUUAUUCGCUAGCACUCUUCGUGCAGCUGCAGCGGCCAAAUGUGCCAUACUUGUGCCAAAAAAUAUACGAUUAUUUCCGAAAUCCCACGAAAAGGUCUCUGGUCACGUAGAUGUGUGGUGGAUAGUACACGACGGUGGCCUUCUAAUGUUAUUGCCAUUCUUAUUGAAGAAACACAGAACGUGGAAGAAUGUAUUAUUAAGAUUAUAUACAGUUGCUCAAGUUGGCGAUAACAGCGUUCAAAUGAAAAGAGACUUGGAAAGUUUUUUGUAUCACCUAAGAAUCGAAGCUCAAGUUUUCGUAAUAGAAAUGCGGGAUUCCGAUAUAUCUGAAUACACAUAUGAAAGGACGAUGAAAAUGGAGGAACGAUGCAAAUUGCUGAAAGAUUUGCAACUAAGUGAAAAGAAAUUCGAUCUACAGAAUGCUGUAACAGAAGCAGCGCGAGAGCGUCGUUUAUCAAAGAUCAAUGAAGAAGAACCAUCGAGCCAUUUGGUUUAUUUCAAUCAUUUUAUGGAUUCCAGCAAAAAAAGUGAUGGAAUAUGCGUGCGAUUCAGUGAUUCAACACAAGAAGAAAAUGAGGAAAUAAUGAUUGAUUUGGAGCAGCAAAGAUACGACAAAAUACAAUCGUUUAAUGUUCGAAAAAUGCAUACGGCUGUUAAACUGAAUGAAUUAAUGCGUGAAAAAAGUUCGGAUGCUCAGUUAAUAAUAUUAAAUCUUCCCGGUCCACCUCAUGAAAAUGAUGGACAGUACUAUAUGGACUUCAUAGAUGAAUUGACAGAAGGUUUACAAAGAGUUCUUCUAGUGCGUGGUACUGGUGCCGAAGUUGUCACAAUAUAUUCUUAA
Messenger RNA from Dracunculus medinensis (Guinea worm), 2967 nucleotides. The record is from the annotation of a GenBank genome assembly. NCBI's taxonomy places the organism in Eukaryota, Metazoa, Nematoda, Chromadorea, Rhabditida, Dracunculidae.